UUUGGGUCAACUUCAUGUCUACGAGGUUUAUGACAAAAUUCGUAGCUACCAUUUUUGAGGUCUUUGUGGUUGAGAAAUGGGUUUGAAUUAUUUUCUUCCCCUUUUGAUUAUUGUGGAAACAUGUGGCUUAUAAAUAUUGUUGUUACAACAUUUCUGGGUUGGAUUAUUCGUAUUCAAAAUAUCUAAGAUAAAUGAGAGAGAAUCCAUGCUUCACAAGCAUCUCACAUGGAUGUGUUGUUGGAGUUGAUUUUUAAAUUCUAUUUGUUUGUACAAACUGGGAAAUUCUUACCACUAAUCCAACCAAAUUCAGUACUCCAUUACCUUCUUGCUUUAUUUUUCUCUUUUGCAUUCCCACAUAUCACAUGAGCAUAAUUGCACAUCUUUUUCAACUUUGCACAAUAAACAUGCAGCAUUAGAGACCAUUCCUUCCUUUUUGAAAAAGUUUGGUGCAUUACAUAUUGUUUUACCCAAAUCCUAUGAAAAUUCUGAUUGCUUUAGAUAUUUCUCUUUUAUAUUGUUGUGCUAAAUACCUUAUCUUCAUCUACUAGUAUAUAUUUUAUCCUGUUUCUCAUACUGAGUUGCAUAUUUGAGAAGAGAGACUAUAUGUGCUUGUUUCUGUGUGUUUAUUUAUAAUUCUCAUCUUUUGGUUGUCAAUAUGAAGAAUGCUGAUUUUUGUUUGUUUGAAACAAAGGUCCAUUUCUGUGCGCCUGUGCCUAAAAGCAUAUCGGUAGAUGAUGAAAUCUCUAGUCCGAUCAAUGCCCAAAUAUUUGAUUUCUGUGACCCCGAGCUGUUCGCGGAGACGCUUCAGAAUUCUGAGUUCAAUUCUUGCUCAAAUUGUUGUUACGACAAGAAUUCGCCAUAUGCUACAAAUCUGUCUAAUUCCCCAGAUCAAACAGAUAACAAUGGCAAUGGCAAUGGCAAUGGCAAUACUGUUGCCGGUGCUGCAUCGUUUAUACCUACUAACGAUGCAUCAGCUGCAACUAACAUAACGACCAACAGUGCUAGUAACCUGACUGCUAUCUUUGAUUCCCAAGAAGAACUUGACAACGAUAUCUCUGCUUCCAUAGACUUCUCUCCAUCGGCUUCGUUUUCGAUCCCUCAAUAUCUCACUAUCCAGUCGGGGCAGUUCGAUGUUUCUCAAGUGCAAUCUCAAAUGCCAUUGGUAGAUCCCAUGAUUGAAGGGCUUGUGCAGUGUCCUAUGGCUCCAGUUGGAGCUCUCAUUGACGAAGAUCUACCGUCCAUUUACGUCGAUGAUUGCUUAUCUUCCUUGACUUCCUACAUGCCACUGAAUCCUGCUUCCCCUUCAUGCUCGUUUGUCGGAACUACCAUGGCAACUUACCUGCCUACCACAUCAAUGAAUCCUGCUACAUCGACUGUUGAAAGUUGUGGAAUGUUUUCUCUCCUCGGCCCUGACUUGCAAGACCUUGACUAUCAAGGAGACAACUGUGGACUCUACAGCCAAGACUGUAUGCAGGGGACUUUCAAUCCAGCAGAUCUUCAGGUGCUUAACAAUGAAAAUCUACAACUGGCUGCUGGGGCAAUGAACUGCACUUCUUUAGCUUCCGAUCUCUCAAGCUUAAAGGACAGUACUUUCAAAGUAGGAAAACUCUCCACGGAAGAGAGAAAGGAGAAGAUUCAUAGGUACAUGAAGAAAAGAAAUGAGAGAAACUUCAGCAAGAAAAUUAAGUAUGCCUGCCGAAAAACACUAGCAGAUAGCCGACCACGGGUUCGAGGACGGUUUGCGAAGAACGACGAAUUGGCAGAGAAUCACAGGGCUGCUUGUAGCAACCAUGAAGGAGAAGAAGAAGAAGAAGUAAAGCUCCUCUUUGAGCCAACUUUUGAAAGCUACUCCAAUUGGGAGAACAGAGUUUUUUAAGGAAAAAAAAAAAACUAUAUGUAUAUAUAUAUUAUGUAUAUAUAUAUAUAUCAAUGGUUUUUGUUUUGCAGGUAGUUGUGAAGGAAGAAGAUAGCAUGGUUGACUCCUCAGAUAUCUUUGCUCAUAUCAGUGGAGUGAACUCCUUCAAGUGCAACUAUCCAAUUCAGUCUUGGACUUGAAUUUUUUGAUGUUGUUUAUUAAAAAUAAAUCACCAAAAAGAAAAAAUCAGAAAAAAAGAAAAAAAAAGAAAAGAAAAAAAGAGGAAGAAACUACAAUUUUGCAGGACCCAAAUACAGAUAUGAACAUAAGAAUAAGAAUAAUAAUUUUAUGAUAUAUAGUAGAAAGAGAUAGUGAUGAAGGGUCAUAAAAAUAGAAAUAAGUUUGAGUCAGGCCACCUAGCAAUCAAACUUUAGAAGUUUUCAAUUUGUAGAUAUCUCAUCAACAAAUUCAAAAUCCUUAAUUUGUACAUGUUAGGGGUUUAUGCCCUCAAAAGUUGCAAUAACUAAUGUAAUGUUCAAAUUUAAUUAUAAGGUUUGUUACAACAA
Cucumis sativus (cucumber) is the source of this 2421-nucleotide messenger RNA. Its product is annotated as zinc finger-like protein. Gene Ontology annotation, cellular component: nucleus. Gene Ontology annotation, molecular function: protein binding. Bases 656 to 1876 code for a protein of 406 amino acids. The record is from RefSeq and is a predicted model, not a curated record. Lineage: Eukaryota; Viridiplantae; Streptophyta; Magnoliopsida; Cucurbitales; Cucurbitaceae. Gene Ontology annotation, biological process: regulation of flower development. The transcript is spliced from 4 exons.